This is a messenger RNA of Solanum stenotomum, 537 nucleotides long. RefSeq lists its product as uncharacterized. NCBI's taxonomy places the organism in Eukaryota, Viridiplantae, Streptophyta, Magnoliopsida, Solanales, Solanaceae. The transcript has a single exon. The record is from RefSeq and is a predicted model, not a curated record. Bases 90 to 371 code for a protein of 93 amino acids.
CAACAAGUUAUUCAAGUAUUUCAGCAAAAAAUUAAACACUCUCACAAAUAUAAAAUAUCCAAGAGUUUUGAAGAAUCAAAGAUUAGAAAAUGAGUUCAACGAGCAGAGCAUGGGUCACAGCAGUGAGUUUAGGAGUAGUAGAGGCAUUAAAAGAUCAAGGAGUUUGUAGGUGGAAUUACACAAUCAGAGCCAUAAAUCAGCACGCUAAGAACAAUGUACGCUCAUAUUCACACGCCAAGAAGCUUUCAUCUCAAUCUUCUUCUUCUUCUUCUUCUUUGGUUUCUGCUAACAAAUUAGAAUUGAAAAAGGUGAAGCAGUCUGAGGAAUCUCUGAGAAAAGUCAUGUAUUUGAGCUGUUGGGGGCCUAAUUGAUCGAAUCCUCACAGCAGUUAGAUUUCAUUAGUGUCAUUUUUUUGUACAUGUAAAGUAUUUGACAAUAUUGUAAACAAUUUUGAGAGCUUGGGCUAAAUUGCCCCCAUCAACUCUAGUUGAAAACAAAUUUCUGCAAACCAAUUUCGAAACAUGAUCAGAUUUACUA